CCCCGUCCCCAGUCCCACUCACACAUCCCAUCCAAACCACACCCCACACCGACCAAAACCCUCGGCACCGCGACGACAAAUUCCGCCUACGCUCCGUCGCUGGCGGCCGUGGAGCAGCGGCCGCGUCGCCAUGGAUGACAUUGCUUGGAUGCUAGCCCGCGGUUCGGAUUUCUUUCUGAUGGACCGAAACAUGCUCAGUUUCACGAAGAGCGCCUUCACCAACCUGCCCCACCCGCCCGCCGCCACCGCCGCCCCCCUCUCCGGCGCCGUCACUGCGAGCGCCCCCGACGGGGUCGACCGCAUCAGCUCCCUCCCCGGCGGAAUCCUCCGCGACAUCGUCUCCCGCCUCCCCGUCAAGGACGCCGCGCGCACUACCGUCCUCUCCACGCGAUGGCGCCGCGUCUGGCACACCACGCCGCUCGUCCUCGUCGACGCCCACCUCCUCUCCAGCGCCUCCAUCGGGACCGGCCGCAGCCGCCUCGGCGCCGAUCCGCGCGACCUCUUCGGCACCUCGCGCAGCCUCGCCGACGCGGUGUCCACCGUCCUCGCCGCGCACCCAGGUCCCUUCCGCUGCGUCUACCUCACCGGCACCCCGAUGGAGACGCAUCCCGACGAGCUCGCGCUCUGGCUCCAGCACCUAGCCGCCAAGGGCGUCCAAGAACUCAUUUUUCUCAGCCGCACAACAAAGUUGGACUCUGCCGUGCAUCUCCCUGCCACGCUCUUUAGAUGCACCUCCCUCACAAAGCUAUACAUCGGCUUCUGGUGGUUUCCGCCGACCCCCGGCCUCCCUCCCACCGUCGCAUUCCCCUACCUCCGGGAGCUCGGCCUCUUCUCCCUCGUCAUGACCGAACAGGACCUCGCCUUCGUGCUGAACAGAUGCCCCGUCCUGGAGAAGCUCCUGAUGACCGGAUGCCGGUGGCCGGUUUGCCUCCGCGUUCGGAGUCACAGCCUACGGUUGGUGGAGUUAUGCCAGUGUAUCGCACCAGAAAUCACAGUGGUGAACGCUCCACGCCUGGAAAGGCUCUUGCUUUGGGAAGCUUGGGGUGACGGCGGCUUCACCAACAUGUCCUCCACGAUCAAGAUUGGCCAUGCUCCGAAGCUGCGUUUCCUGGGAUUCUUGGUGCCUGGAAUGCACAAAUUGGAGAUUGGGAACACUGCCAUCAAGGCUGAGACAAAGGCAAGCCCAAACACCACUGUCCCAAGUGUCCAGAUGCUGGCAGUUCAGGUGAAACUUGGAACUCGCAUUGAAGCUAGGAUGUUACCUAGUUUCCUCAGAUGCUUUCCCAAUGUCGAGACACUCUACAUCCAGUCAGAGAACGAUGACUUCAAAUUCUGGGGACCUCAAGCAACUGGCACUGGCAAACUAAAUCUCAAGUUCUGGAAGGAGGCAGGUCCCAUUCAAUGUGUUCAGCGGCACAUCAAGAAGGUGGUUCUCCGUGAGUUCCGAGGGACAAGAAGCGAGCUUGACUUCCUCAAGUUCAUUGCCGAGCAUGCACGAGUUCUUGAGAAGAUGGUGAUUGUGUUGACCCAUGGACAUUCCCCUUCAGGUCCCGUCGGUACCAACCUGAGGACUAGAAUGGCUUCUGCAAAUUGGGCCAAUGCAUGCUGUGAGCUGAUGAUUUUUCAGACUCCAUUUCCUCAAGAAGGUACAGCUUGGUGCUACCUAUCAGCAUUUAAUCUUUCUAGCACAGACCCUUUUGAUGUUUCAAAAUGUGUCGAUGGGACAUGUCAAGGUCAUUAGUGGGCUGUUCCUGUAUCCAUAUGCAAGGCACUGUUUCAGACUGUUUGCGGUGUGUUUUUGAGGAUUAUGAAGCAUUCUGUACUCUGGUUUCAGUGACAUAAGUGUAGAACUUAUUGAGUAGCAUCAUUUGGCUUGCAGAAGAUUUGUGUUGCUUAUGUAAUCUGUUUUCUGCUUUCACUGAUAUUGCAUUGGACACCUGAUAAAUAUUUUCUGAUUGCUGAUGGGAAUAUUUAUGCUUCGCUUGCCAUGUA
Sorghum bicolor (sorghum) is the source of this 1992-nucleotide messenger RNA. RefSeq names its product F-box/LRR-repeat protein 13. Gene Ontology annotation, molecular function: protein binding. NCBI's taxonomy places the organism in Eukaryota, Viridiplantae, Streptophyta, Magnoliopsida, Poales, Poaceae. Bases 131 to 1741 code for a protein of 536 amino acids. The transcript has 3 exons. The record is from RefSeq and is a predicted model, not a curated record.